GGCCGGGCGAGGGGAAGUGGCAAGAUGGCGGCUCCCAGGGCGGAGGCGUGGAGGAUAGCCCUGGGUGGGCCUUGGGGCGAGGCGUGCCUGCACCUGACCCGAGCCCGGUUCGAGCCUUAGGCGAAUGCGCAGCACUACCCACUUCCCUCGUCGCGAGGCAGGGCAGAGAUUUUUGUAAGAGGCUUGGGCCCAGAGACGAAGCGGUGCGAGGGCGGGGAGCGCUGACGUUGUCUGGCUCCGCCCCCUCGCCCGACCGCCGCCAUGUUUAGUUGUUACUUCUUCACACAAGAUGGCGGCUCCCAGGGAGGAGGCAUGAGCGCCCUGCCGUUACUGCUCCUCCUGCCGUACAGUAGCCACUUCUGGGCCUAGCUCGGGCUUUUUGAAGCGGCUCCUGUGGGACGGAGUCAUAAAAAGGGAGGCGAGGAUUGGACGCUGCCUUGCGUUUGGUUUGCAGUGGAAGAACUGACCCAAGAGGAAGAGAAUAGGGGGGGAAGGGGGAAGCUAGUCUCAAGAUGGCGGCUCCCAGGGCGGCAGGCGCUGCCUGAGCAGCAGAGGCGGACUCAAGGGAGCGGCGCGAGAUCUCACGAGCCGUACGGCGCGGACCCCAAGUGGCGCCGGAGAGUUAGAGCUGCUUGCACAAGCCUCCGGCGCGCCUCCGUUUCUUGGAGUGUCGCGGCCGUUUUCGGGAGCGGCAGCCGUGCUGAGUGCUGGGCGGGGAAGCGGGACGGUCUCAAGAUGGCGGCUCCCACAAUUGUGGUGUGAGCGCCCCCGGGGCUACGACGACCGCGGCGCCUGUGGCUCCUUUCCACCCGCCCCGGAAGCCGGCCAGUGCUGGGGACUUGGGGGUGUGGGAACCGGGCCGGGGCUCCGCCAUUUCCGGCGGGGGAGGGCUACGACUGAGGAAGGGAGGAGAGAGAGGCGGCUCAAGAUGGCGGCUCCCAGGUCCUCCCGCCCGAGCUCGUGAGCCGGGACACCUGGGCGAAGACUCAGAGAGACGGCACUCGGCGGCCCGCACCUCCUCGGGCCUGGGCGCCCGCCGGCGUCGGCAAGCUCUCGAGGGGACUGGGCGCGCGAGCAGGCAGGGAAGAGCGUCGGGGACGGACGGUAGUUAAGAUGGCGGCCUCCAUGGAGCCGUCCAGCGCCGUGUGAGGACCCGCUGCUCCGCGAGCGCUGCCCGAUAGCGAGGGGGUGUGUGCGCGGACCCCGGGCGCCCUUCCCGCCACCGACUCUCCCGCCGCGUCCUCCCUGAGCCAUGGCUUCGGCCGUGCCGCCCACCAGCUCCCCGGCCGUGCUCCUGCAGCCCCGCUGGAAGCGGGUGGUGGGCUGGUCGGGCCCCGUGCCCCGGCCCCGCCACGGCCACCGCGCCGUGGCCAUCAAGGAGCUCAUCGUGGUGUUCGGCGGCGGUAACGAGGGGAUCGUGGACGAGCUGCACGUGUACAACACGGCGACCAACCAGUGGUUCAUCCCAGCUGUGAGAGGGGAUAUCCCUCCGGGCUGUGCGGCCUAUGGCUUCGUCUGCGACGGCACCCGCCUGCUGGUGUUCGGCGGGAUGGUGGAGUAUGGGAAGUACAGCAACGACCUCUACGAGCUCCAGGCGAGUCGCUGGGAGUGGAAGAGACUCAAAGCAAAGACACCCAAAAACGGGCCCCCUCCAUGUCCUCGGCUCGGGCACAGCUUCUCCCUCGUGGGCAACAAAUGCUACCUGUUUGGGGGUCUGGCCAACGAUAGUGAGGACCCCAAGAACAACAUUCCGAGGUACCUGAACGACUUAUACAUCCUGGAGCUACGGCCCGGCUCCGGAGUGGUAGCCUGGGACAUCCCCAUCACUUAUGGGGUCCUGCCCCCACCCCGGGAGUCCCAUACUGCUGUGGUCUACACUGAGAGGGACAACAAGAAGUCCAAGCUGGUGAUUUAUGGAGGGAUGAGCGGCUGCAGGCUGGGGGACCUCUGGACCCUUGACAUUGAGACGCUGACGUGGAACAAACCCAGUCUCAGUGGCGUGGCCCCGCUCCCUCGUAGUCUCCACUCCGCGACCACCAUAGGAAACAAAAUGUACGUGUUUGGUGGCUGGGUGCCCCUGGUCAUGGAUGACGUCAAGGUGGCCACGCACGAGAAGGAGUGGAAGUGUACCAACACCCUGGCUUGUCUCAACCUGGACACCAUGGCCUGGGAGACCAUUCUGAUGGACACGCUGGAGGACAACAUUCCACGCGCUCGAGCUGGCCACUGUGCCGUCGCCAUCAACACCCGCCUGUACAUUUGGAGUGGGCGUGAUGGCUACCGCAAGGCCUGGAACAACCAGGUUUGCUGCAAGGACCUCUGGUACCUGGAGACAGAAAAGCCACCUUCACCGGCCCGGGUCCAGCUGGUGCGCGCCAAUACCAACUCCCUAGAGGUGAGCUGGGGGGCGGUGGCAACAGCCGACAGUUACCUUCUACAGCUCCAGAAAUACGACAUUCCUGCCACGGCUGCUACUGCCACCUCCCCCACACCCAACCCGGUCCCGUCUGUGCCUGCCAAUCCUCCCAAGAGCCCUGCCCCGGCAGCGGCUGCACCUGCUAUGCAGCCACUGACCCAAGUAGGCAUCACGCUCCUGCCCCAGGCUGCCGCAGCGCCGCCAACCACCACAACCAUCCAGGUCUUGCCGACGGUGCCAGGCAGCUCUAUUUCCGUGCCCACUGCAGCCAGGACUCAGGGUGUCCCUGCUGUUCUCAAAGUGACUGGUCCGCAGGCUACUGCAGGAACCCCACUGGUCACCAUGCGACCUGCCAGCCAGGCUGGGAAAGCCCCUGUCACUGUGACCUCUCUGCCUGCCGGCGUCCGGAUGGUUGUGCCCACACAGAGCGCUCAGGGGACGGUGAUUGGCAGUAACCCGCAGAUGAGCGGGAUGGCCGCGCUGGCAGCUGCCGCCGCCGCCACCCAGAAGAUCCCUCCUUCCUCGGCACCCACUGUUCUGAGUGUCCCGGCGGGCACCACCAUCGUGAAGACUGUGGCUGUGACACCAGGCACCACCACCCUCCCGGCCACCGUGAAGGUGGCCUCCUCUCCCGUCAUGGUGAGCAACCCCGCUACUCGCAUGCUGAAGACUGCAGCUGCCCAAGUGGGGACAUCUGUCUCCUCUGCCGCCAACACAUCUACCCGCCCUAUCAUCACGGUGCACAAGUCGGGGACUGUGACAGUGGCCCAGCAAGCUCAGGUGGUGACCACAGUGGUGGGUGGUGUCACUAAGACCAUCACCCUGGUGAAGAGUCCCAUCUCUGUCCCUGGAGGCAGUGCUCUGAUUUCCAACUUGGGCAAAGUGAUGUCUGUGGUCCAGACCAAGCCAGUUCAGACUUCAGCAGUCACAGGCCAGGCCUCUACCGGCCCCGUGACGCAGAUCAUCCAGACCAAAGGGCCCCUGCCAGCGGGGACAAUCCUGAAGCUGGUCACCUCAGCAGAUGGCAAGCCCACCACCAUCAUCACCACCACGCAGGCCAGUGGGGCGGGGACCAAGCCUACCAUCCUGGGCAUCAGCAGCGUCUCCCCCAGCACCACCAAGCCAGGCACCACCACCAUCAUCAAGACCAUCCCCAUGUCGGCUAUUAUCACCCAGGCGGGGGCCACAGGCGUGACCAGCAGUCCUGGCAUCAAGUCCCCCAUCACCAUUAUAACCACCAAGGUCAUGACCUCAGGAACUGGAGCACCUGCCAAAAUCAUCACUGCUGUCCCCAAGAUCGCCACUGGCCAUGGGCAGCAAGGAGUUACUCAGGUGGUGCUAAAGGGGGCCCCUGGACAGCCAGGCACCAUCCUCCGCACGGUGCCCAUGGGAGGCGUUCGCCUGGUCACCCCUGUCACCGUCUCCGCCGUCAAGCCAGCCGUCACCACAUUGGUUGUGAAGGGCACCACAGGGGUUACCACGCUGGGCACCGUGACAGGCACCGUGUCCACCAGCCUCGCUGGAGCCGGGGGCCACAGCACCAGCGCCUCCCUGGCUACACCCAUCACCACCUUGGGCACCAUUGCCACCCUCUCAAGCCAGGUGAUCAAUCCUACUGCCAUCACUGUGUCAGCUGCGCAGACCACUCUGACAGCCGCUGGCGGGCUCACCACCCCCACCAUCACCAUGCAGCCCGUCUCCCAGCCUACCCAGGUGACGCUGAUCACAGCACCCAGUGGGGUCGAGGCCCAGCCUGUGCAUGACCUCCCCGUGUCCAUCCUGGCCUCGCCGACCACGGAACAGCCCACGGCCACGGUCACCAUCGCCGACUCCGGCCAGGGCGAUGUGCAGCCUGGCACCGUGACGCUGGUGUGCUCCAACCCGCCCUGCGAGACCCACGAGACUGGCACCACCAACACCGCCACCACCACUGUUGUGGCUAACCUUGGGGGCCACCCUCAGCCCACCCAAGUGCAGUUCGUCUGUGACAGGCAGGAGGCCACUGCUUCUCUCGUGACCUCAACUGUGGGGCAGCAGAAUGGCAGCGUGGUCCGUGUUUGCUCCAACCCGCCCUGUGAGACCCACGAGACGGGCACCACCAACACCGCCACCACGGCCACGUCCAACAUGGCCGGGCAGCACGGCUGCUCCAACCCGCCCUGUGAGACCCACGAGACGGGCACCACCAGCACCGCCACCACGGCCACGUCCGGCAUCGGCACCGGCCAGCAGCGUGAUGCCCACCGUGCCUCGGGCGUCCCCACGGUGGUCCGCAUCACUGUGGCUCCUGGGGUGCUGGAGGGGGCCCAGGGCUCCGCCAAGCCCCAGUGCCAAACCCGCCAGACCAGCGCCACCAGCACCACCAUGACUGUGAUGGCCACUGGCACCCCGUGCGUGGGGGGGCACGGCCCUGCCUUAGUGCAGGUGGCCCCACUGAGUGGCAAGGACGUGCUCUUGGGGCACCAGAUAGAGAUGCACCAUGUCCACACAGCCAGUGCCCCAAGCGGGGAGCCUGGCGCGCCUGGGGGGCUGCCUGCACCUACAUACGAGGGCCUACGGGCCGGCUUGCCCAGCACCUCUGUGACUGUGACCGCCCUGGAGGCGUCGCUGUGCCCCUCCGCUACCGUGACCCAGGUCUGCUCCAACCCGCCGUGCGAGACCCACGAGACGGGCACCACCAACACCGCUACUACCUCCAACGCGGGCAGCGCCCAGCGGGUGUGCGCCAACCCGCCCUGCGAGACCCAUGAGACGGGCACCACACACACGGCCACCACCGCCACCUCCAACAGUGCUGUGGGCCAGCCCGAAGGCGGGCAGCAGCCCCCUGCCGGCCGCCCCUGCGAGACACACCAGACCACUUCCACGGGCACCACCAUGUCCGUGGGCCUGGGUACCCCGCUCCCUGACGCUGGCCCCUCGUGCAGGACCCUAGAGUCCGGCCUGGAGGCCGCUGCGGUGCCCGCCACCCCCAGCCAGGCUGGGGCUGUGCUGCUGGCCCCCUUCCCGACGCACAGGGUGUGCUCCAACCCGCCUUGUGAGACUCACGAGACGGGCACCACGCACACAGCCACCACCGUCACCUCGAACAUGAGCUCAAACCAAGACCCCCCACCAGCCGCCGGUGAUCAGGGAGAGGUGGAGAGCACCCAAGGCGACAGCGUGAACAUGACCAGCUCCAGCGCCGUCACCACGACUGUGUCCUCCACACUGCCACGGGCGGUCACCACUGUGACACAGUCCACACCAGUCCCAGGCCCCUCAGUGCCGCCCCCCGAGGAGCUCCAGGUCUCCCCUGGGCCCCGCCAGCAGCUGCCACCAAGGCAGCUCCUGCAGUCCACAUCUGCACCUCUCAUGGGGGAGUCAGCCGAGGUCCUGGCCGCCGCCCAACCUGCAGAGCUGCAGGCCGCCGUGGACCUGAGCAGCACAGGGGACCCGUCUUCAGGGCAGGAGCCCACCAGCUCUGCCGUGGUGGCCACUGUGGUGGUCCAGCCCCCCCAGCCCACGCAGUCUGAAGUAGACCAGUUGUCACUUCCCCAGGAGCUCAUGGCCGAGGCCCAGGCAGGCACCACCACCCUGAUGGUCACAGGCCUCACGCCUGAGGAAUUGGCUGUGACUGCUGCCGCCGAGGCAGCUGCCCAGGCUGCGGCCACUGAGGAAGCCCAGGCCCUGGCCAUCCAGGCUGUGCUGCAGGCCGCACAGCAGGCUGUCAUGGGCACUGGGGAGCCCAUGGACACAUCCGAGGCGGCAGCGGCCGUGACACAGGCAGAGCUGGGCCACCUUUCUGCUGAGGGCCAGGAAGGCCAGGCUACCACCAUCCCCAUCGUGCUGACACAGCAGGAGCUGGCGGCCCUGGUGCAGCAGCAGCAGCUGCAGGAGGCGCAGGCCCAGGCCCAGCAGCAGCACCAUCUCCCCACCGAGGCACUGGCCCCGGCCGACAGCCUCAACGACCCAGCCAUCGAGGGCAACUGCCUCAACGAGCUGGCUGGCGCCGUCCCCAGCACUGUGGGCCUGUUGCCCCCCACAGCCACUGAGAGCCUGGCCCCGUCCAACACGUUCGUGGCUCCCCAGCCGGUUGUGGUCGCCAGCCCGGCCAAGCUGCAAGCUGCAGCUACCCUGACCGAAGUGGCCAAUGGCAUCGAGUCGCUGGGUGUGAAGUCAGACUUGCCACCGCCACCCAGCAAAGCCCCUGUGAAGAAGGAGAACCAGUGGUUUGAUGUGGGGGUCAUUAAGGGCACUAAUGUAAUGGUGACACACUAUUUCCUGCCGCCAGAUGAUGCUGUCCCAUCGGAUGAUGACUCGGGCACCAUCCCUGACUAUAACCAGCUGAAGAAACAGGAGCUACAACCAGGCACAGCCUAUAAGUUCCGUGUCGCCGGUAUCAACGCCUGUGGCCGAGGGCCCUUUAGUGAGAUCUCCGCAUUUAAGACGUGCCUGCCGGGUUUCCCGGGGGCCCCUUGUGCCAUUAAAAUCAGCAAAAGUCCCGACGGUGCUCACCUCACGUGGGAGCCACCCUCUGUGACCUCGGGCAAGAUCAUCGAGUACUCCGUGUACCUGGCCAUCCAGAGCUCGCAGGCGGGCGGUGAGCCCAAGAGCUCGGCACCGGCGCAGCUGGCCUUCAUGCGUGUUUACUGCGGGCCCAGCCCCUCGUGCCUGGUGCAGUCCUCCAGCCUGUCCAAUGCGCACAUCGACUACACCACCAAGCCUGCCAUCAUCUUCCGCAUUGCUGCGCGCAACGAGAAGGGCUACGGCCCCGCCACGCAAGUCAGGUGGCUGCAAGAGACCAGUAAGGACAGCUCGGGCAGCAAGCCGGCCAGCAAGCGGCCCAUGUCCUCUCCGGAAAUGAAAUCUGCUCCAAAGAAGUCAAAGGCGGACGGUCAGUGAGAGGAAGCUGGCCGUACUGAGACCCUCCCAGACCCCUCGCUUCAGGAACUGUCGCCGCCCGCCUGCCCGCCCGGCUCCUGCACUCCCCCACCACCGCCUCCACCCUUCCUCGCUGGCUCUGCUCUGGCCUGAAGAAAGCACACGGCCGCCGCCGGGAAGCAGCUUGCCUGUGAAAGUGCGCCCCUUCCUCUACCUGCCUCUGCCUCUGCACCUGCCCACGGGCACAGCAAGCUGGGGUUCAGAGGCCUGCAGAGGAGCAGGGCCCACCGAACCCACCUCAGAGGCUGCGCACAUUCUGUGGCUCCUCGCUUUCAGUGUGGGGGCUUCGGGUCUGCCUGCUUCUCUCUCAUUUGUCACCUGGUGUUUGCAGCCACCUCCUGCCCCUCCCUCAGGCUUAGCACCACCCCCCACCCCACCCCACCCCCGUGCCCCCUCUUCUCCAAGGCCCUCUCCCGUUCCUCCUCGCUUGCCUCCCUCCCGCUUUAUUGAAAAAGGAAGGCAAAAGAGGGGCCAUGGGGCGCCAGGGCCUGAGCAGUGGGUGUCACCCUCCUCCGACCCACGGGCGCAGUGUGGCCCCCGCAAGCCCGGCUCCACCCUGCCUGGCCUGACGCUGGGGGCCACAUCACCAACUGCUGCAUUUGUUGUAUUUUUUUAAGUUGAAAUUGAUGAAGUUAACAUUUUUAUUGUAAUUUUAGCCUUAGCGUGUGGGGCUUUGUCCCUUUUUUGUUGUUGUUAGCUGUGUACAGAAUGUUUCUUUCUCCCCAGUUUUUAACUUUUUUCUCCUUGGCUAACCCUUGGCAGGGAUCUUGUAGAGGAAAAGUGGGGGCAGCUUAGGGCUGGAGGGGUGCAGAAGGGGCCUCCUUCCUCCUGCUGACUGGCUCACUCCCCUCCCUCCCUCUCGGAGUCUGGAGUCUGGAGCCUGGAGUAGGCCACUGCCCUGGGCUGUGCCUGUCCCCAGCCUCUUGGGACUUAGGAGUGGAACUGUGGGACCGCCCUUGGGGCAAGCACUUCCUACCAAGAGGGACCGCAGGGCAGACUGGGCUCACAGCACUGCCCCGUCCCGUCCAGGUGGGCCUUGUCCCCACUUCCUGGAGGCCCAGCCUUCCGCCUCCACUGAGCCUGUCGGGCUGCUCUGCCCCACUGCAGCUGGGGGCAGCAAGCAAAGUUUGCUAGUGGUCCUCCUGGCUGGGUUUAGGUGACAGCUGGUCCGGCCCCUCCAUCUCUGCCAGAGGCGCGUGGAGGUGGUGCCGCCGGCCAAACCCCCAGGGCCUCUGGUUUGUUGUAUUAUAGUAUAUUUCGCUGUGGAAACUGUCACGUUUAGUCGCCUUGGAGCCCGCCUGUCCCAUUGUUUUGCCCGUCCCCUCUCCUGAGCGCCCUAUGAUUUCUCUUGUUUCUGAGAACAGUACCACCCGUUCAUCUAUUGUAGAGUAACCCGUGACUCAAUAUUACCAUAGUGCGAUGUCGUUUUGUGCUAUUUUGAACAAUUAAAGACUUUUUUUGAAAAAAACAA
Chinchilla lanigera (long-tailed chinchilla) is the source of this 8810-nucleotide messenger RNA. RefSeq names its product host cell factor C1 (gene Hcfc1). Gene Ontology annotation, biological process: chromatin remodeling; regulation of DNA-templated transcription. Gene Ontology annotation, cellular component: histone methyltransferase complex. The transcript has 26 exons. The coding region runs from base 1253 to 7300 and encodes 2015 amino acids. Gene Ontology annotation, molecular function: transcription coactivator activity; protein binding. NCBI's taxonomy places the organism in Eukaryota, Metazoa, Chordata, Mammalia, Rodentia, Chinchillidae. The record is from RefSeq and is a predicted model, not a curated record.